This is a messenger RNA of Panicum virgatum (switchgrass), 4539 nucleotides long. RefSeq lists its product as uncharacterized. The coding region runs from base 981 to 3986 and encodes 1001 amino acids. The transcript has 5 exons. Lineage: Eukaryota; Viridiplantae; Streptophyta; Magnoliopsida; Poales; Poaceae. The record is from RefSeq and is a predicted model, not a curated record.
AAAAAAUGAUGUUUAGGUAAAGAUUAUUCAGCUAGAUAUAUAUCGCAGUCUAGCUAUGUUGUUCUUCAUAGCUUAUACAUCAUUAUUGUUGACUACAUGUAUUUCACUAGACCCUAUUUUAGAGUUUGGCACAGUGACCCUGAUUUUGUUGCGACGGCCCUGUAUGUUCAGUCAUCGAUCGCCUCCUCCAUCUCCCACUUCCGAGUUCUGACAAGGUUGUCUACUCCGGUUGGAGGAAAUCAAACCAUCUCGAAUUCUAGGCUCCUCACAAUUAAGUAGACAAGACAUGUUCUGAUAUGAUUGAAGCAAUGCGUUAAUCUCGCACAAACAGUACCGUUCAGCCGAAAUUUGGGUGAAAAGGUGGAUCUUCUGAUGAACAGGACGAUAUUUCGUAUAAACAGUAAUUUCGGUCACAUUCGAAAAGGCGGCCAAAUUUUUUUUAUUAUUGUACCCAACAGCCUUGUGCUUCAGUGCUUAAAUCUUUAAUCUUUAUCUGUACAAAUAAUUUACAAAAUAGAUCCUGCAGUGGAUGGCUACCUUACAAGCAAAGAACCAUUCCGAUGACCACAAUGAUGACAAAAGCAAACGUCCUAUAUGCACAUUUGUCCCUUUGCUUCGAUCUGGGUGCAUUCUCGUUGAGCCAUGAUCUCUCGCUCUGUUGAACCUGUUCAUCAUUAAUCAUAAUUUUUUUUUGAGGGCGAUCAUUAAUCGUAAUUGGCUCAAUGUUCUUGGCUUCUGUCAUCAUAUACUCUAUUACCAGUGCAGCUUCAACUUAAUUUAGAGUCCAGAUCAGGCUGAGAUACGACCACGACAUGAUCGUUCACAGGAGAAAUGGCUCCGUUCCAGUAGUUGAAACGGAUGCUGCAGUGUUGUUUCAUCUGAAGAUCUAGUUGCUACGUGCGCCGCAGAGAUUAUUGCUCGAGACUAGCUAGCCGGCUGGCAGGCUCAAGUGAAUCCAAUCCAAUCAAAUCAAAUCCAGCAUGCGUACUGAGGUUAUCAAGGAGGACACCAUCGAUGGAGCCGUCGAACGAAUCUUGGAAGAACUGAAGGAGGACGACGCUACUGGUACCGCUAGAAGCAGCACCAGCAGCGGCAGGCGCAAUGUCAUCUACUUCGACGGCUGGGACGGGCUGGGGGCAUCCGCCGUCCUCCGAGCCGUUGGCCGCCGCCUCAGCGCACCACCUGCGGGCGCCGGUCUGGAGUUCUCCCAGGUUAUCCAUCUCGACUGCUCCAAGUGGGAGAGCAGGAGAGCGACGCAGAGGGCUCUCGCGAAGCAGCUUAAGCUCCCUGCGUCGGUGAUGGCCAUGCUCGACGCAAGAGAUGAGGAGGAGGAUUACCAGGGAGUGGACAAGGCCUCCCGUGCUGAGACACCGCAGGUCGCCGGAGCCAUAUGUCAACACAUCCAGAAGCUUAACCGCAGAUUCCUGGUGAUUUUCCUCAACGGGAGCAGCGAGGAGAUCGAUCUUGACAGCUUGGGCUUCCCACUUUCCGGGUACCUAGGGAACAAGGUGCUGUGGUCAUUCCAAGGGAGAUUUCGGCUCUACCCAAGGACGAAGGUUGACAGGGCCCUGAUGAGCACGAGGACGACGACAGAGGUUGUUCUCUCGGCAGUCUCACCCCACAACAACUUGUCCCAGAUUUUGGAGCAGGAGGCUGCAGAGGUUGCAAGCGAGAUCAAUAUUGGCGGCGUCCGCUGGUCUGAAGCAGCUACCAAUUGCUUCUUGCACACGGUGAAGCUUUAUGACAUGGGUAGUCGCCUGGUCGAUUAUGACUUGGCAACCCAUGGCUGCAACUACUGGAAAUGUGAUGGCAUCAUUGAGCUAGAACAGGGAGAUGUUGGCACUAACGAGGAUGCUGAUAGACUCUGGCAAUCCUGCGAUGCUCUGCAGCGCGAGAUGAGAAUGGAUGUGGACUUUUAUCAGAAUCCAUAUUUGCCAUCUGCGCUGGCAAAGGGUCUGCCAGAGCGGGCAUACUGGACUUCACCAACCUACGGGUUCAUGCUGACCCCGAGACGGAUUCGUAAAGGCACGUUCCAACACUUGGACAAACUUUGCGUGCUCAAGCUAUCAGGGUGCAUGUUCAGCUUGGUAUCACCUCCGUUCCUUUGCUGCCACAACCUUAGGUUUCUCUGGUUUGACCACUGCCGACCUUUAGGGAGAACAGAUAAUGUGGUAGGGAAGGCGGAGGAUGACAUCCGCCAGUGCUUCCAAAGGCUGUGGGUGCUGGACGUGCGCUGCUCAAAUUCCGCCUUCUUGUCCGCAAAGAUGAUUGAUUUCAUGACUCAACUCAGGGAACUAAAUGUGAUGGAAGAAGAUUGGCUGGACAUGGAUCAUUUUCAGGGGCGGCUCCACAACCUUCGUAGGUUCCGAGUAACACAGUCUUGUCCCGUUUGCCUCAUAGACCCGGAAUAUUUGUUCUCAGGGAUGGGCAAGUUGGAGCUUCUUGAAUUCUCAGGAAAUUAUUCCUCCAUGUCCUUGACGACGAAGAGGCCACUUUGGUUAUCUGUGGGAAGCAGCUGUAGCAGCCUUGAGACUGUCAUUAUUGAUAGAUGUGAAUAUUUGCCAAGGAUCUCCUUGACGGGAUGUGUUAAUCUGAAGAAUCUAUUCUUGAGCGGGUCGUUCCCGAACCUCCACAGCCUAGACAUCACUGGUUCAGCAGUGAAAACACUAGACCUCAGUGCAGUGACAGCUCCAGUCCUGGAUGAGCUCAUUCUACUUGACUGUGGGAAGCUUUGUGCAAUCCUAUGGCCCCCAGAAGACAAGAAGAAAAGAUACUUGGGUAAGCUACGCGUCGACACCACCCAAAAGGCUGGAGGUGAUCAUGGUACAGGAAGAUCACCACCACCCACUGCAUUUAACUGGUAUAUUUCUGUGAGGGAUGCAAGGCUCCUGGGGUCGCUUGCGCCUGUCAAAGAUUAUUUCGUUCCCCACUGUGCACAUCUGGAGAUCUCAACAAUUCCAUCCCCUACUUGUGCUCCUGCUGCUACUGCUACUGCUGGCAGCAAAGGCGAUGGAACCAAGGGUGGCAGCAGGCAGAAAGUGCAGGUAAACCUGCAGCAAAAGGCGCUUAAAGAGCAUGCGACAUACACAGAUAUCUCUGCCACCCUAAAUGCAUUAUUAUGCCAAGGACCGGUGAUCAACUGUUGUAUGUGUCCUCCUCCCCCAUGUGUGCCAUCCCAAGGGUGCUACAUGCACAUAGAGGACCAAAUGAGAGUCGGAGCUGCAAACAGUAUUACUAUACCAGGAUUUAUAUGUGACAGUGCCAAGAUCCUGCACGUCCACGAUAGCUCGUCCAUCACCAGAAUCCUCGCAGUUCCAUUAGUUUCAACGACGUGGAAUCAGCUCGAGUGGUGUCGAGCCGAGCGGUGCCCCAAUUUGGAAUGCGUCAUCAGUUCCCGGAAUGGUGCAGGACCAGGAGGCCGCAGCGGUAACGACACGGAUAUGUUUAAGAAGCUACGGACCAUCUGGGCGUCACAUCUCCUCAACACGCGCUGCAUUUGGAGCUGGAGCGUCUCAGUAGGACGCUGGGAUACCGCGUUUGUGGGGCUCACGUUGCUGCACCUCGACCACUGCCCCAGGCUGAUAUAUGCUACCCAUUUGGCCGAGUCGCAGGGCUUGGAAAGUUUGGAGACCCUCCAGAUCAUGUGGUGCGGUGAUCUUAGUAUGGUCUUCAAAGGGUCUGCGAAUUGGAGGCUGUUUCCCAAUCUGAAGCACAUCCACCUGCACGAGCUCCCCAAGCUGCAGGGCAUCUGCGAUGUUGGCUGCCAUACGGAUGCGGCCAAUCUCGCGACCAUCAAGAUCAGGGGCUGCUGGAACCUCAAGAGCUUGCCUAAUGUUGCAGGCAAGAAUGUGGUGGAGUGCGACUGCGAGAAGGAAUGGUGGGAUAGCCUGGAGUGGGACCCCUAUGUGGAGCCCAGCCUGCAGUACACGCCGACCCACCCGCGGCACUACAAGAAGACCAUGCUCAGGGGCUCCGUCCUCAGGUAGUAGUUCCUUGGUUUGAUCUGCUCUGCUUCCAUGUUUGGUCGUCCAUCCAUCCAAAGAUACAGGGCUAGCUAGUAUCACAUUUACUGUUGUGUGAACAAGUCCGAAAGCUAAAUAACUGGGGAACAUAUCAGAUGCAAACCAACCUCUUCGUAUAAACUAUGAAAACUCCAAUCUGACCCAUCAAAUCAACAUCCAAGGGGAGGGGCGCAAAGAGGUGGGAGGGGGGAUUUGCAAAAGAGUGAUUACCCAAUCCAAGGGCGGGUCCGUACCCCUUGGAUGUUGAUCCAAUGAUUCAGAUUGGAGUUUCCAUAGUUUGCACGGAGAGGUUGGUUUGCACCUGAUACGUUCCCAAAUAACUGUGGAAAUUUCCUUAAGUUUAUGCAACAGAAGCUCGGCUCUAUGCCUGCGAGCAGUUGCGAGUUUCUGCUAUGCUCAAGCCUACCCGCCUCGUGCGCAUGCUGUGGCGUGUGAUUUGUCAACAAUGGUGUGUGGAUUGAUUGUUGUUUUGUAACUCAUCUCAUUAUAAAUAAAUAAUCCACGUGUUGUGUGGUUU